CGCUGCGGUGAUAAUGGCGGAGGUCAGCUGCUGUGUGAGGACGCGAGCGAACAAACUCAACGCGUUCAAAACACUGUGGAUACAUUAUCAAUACCAUCAUUAUCAUGGCCGUGUGACGUCACCCAGCAGCUGUACACACAUGAGUGACGUCAGUGCUGCAGUGUGUUUGAGUUCAGAGUCAGCGGGAUUUUUUAUAACUGAUCGAUCACGUGCUGCGAUGAGAAUGAAUCAACAGACACCGGUCAGAUUUCACUGCACACUGACGCAAACACGCGCGUUCAGCUGGCGGAGACACGACGCGCCGCUCUACACGAACAGAAGCGCGUAUUACGACGUGCUGAGAGUCUCGCCGAACGCGACGCAAGCGCAGAUCAAGAGCGCGUAUUAUAAACAGUCAUUCAUCUAUCAUCCGGACCGGAACGCGGGCAGUGAGGAGGCGUCGCGUCGCUUCGCGCUCAUCGCUGAAGCGUACAGUGUGCUCGGGAGCGUCGCGCUCAGGAGGAGAUAUGACCGCGGUGAACUGUCGCACAGUGACGUGCAGAACGCGGGCAGACCUUCAUCAUCAUCAUCAUCAUCAUCAUCACACAUGUCAAACCUCCACCACCACCAUCAUCAUCAGAGAACGCGACGCGUGUCGGACGCCUCGGGGAAGUCUAUGUUUGACUUUGACGCGUUCUAUCAGGCUCAUUACGGCGAGCAACUGCAGCGGGAGAAACAGAUGAGACACAAACGAGAUCAACUUCAGCAACAGCAGCGGGAACAUUUCCGCAAUUGGAAACGCGGGAAAAUGACGGAAAUGACGGUUGGAUUUCUGCUGGUGUUUGGAGGCGUGAUACUCAUGAGCUUGAGAUCGUGAAUGAUUAUUUAUUUAUGAUAGUUAUGAACUGAAGCGCUGUAUUCCGUCAUUUAUCUGUUUUCAAGGACUGGAUUGAGAACAGCAGUGAAAUCACACCAGACUCUGACACGAGCAGCCAAUCAGAAACGCCAUUGUUGGGUUUGCUCUCAUCGGAUUGGCUGAUGUGUGCUUGAGGGCGGGGUUCACUACUGUCAAUCAUUACAAGACAACAGAAAACAUUAACAAUAAUCACUCAUACUGUUCAUUAAGAUGCUCUGCGUGAGUGUUCCGUGUUCAUAUUGCUAAUAAGUUUAGUUGUAGAGGGUUUAAUAAAAAGCCAGUAAAUCUGAAGUUAUUUCAGAAAGAUUUGGUUUUAAUAUAAACGAUGAAAUUUGUUUUCAGCUGCUGUGAUGUGAUGGUUCACCAGGUGGCGCUAUGAUCAUAUAAAUCAAUUACACACUGCACAGAUUUGAAUCUUUUCAUCACAUAAUAUCCCUCAUCAUCACCAAUAUUAUUCACAGAAAUAUAAAGUUCAGUGUGUCCAUCACUUCUGGUACUAAAUCUCAUUUCCACUAUUAACGUAAAGGGUUCUUUUGAAAAUAAAAUUAGUACAGACAACAGCUUGUGACCAAAGCAAAACAACAAAGAGGAAUAUGUAUUGAGAAGUAGAGCAGGUGGAAUUAAAAUGCAGUAAUACAUGUCAGUGAUUGAAAUUAUGAUGUGAAUUGACAUUAAUGUUAAAAGCGGGUCACAAUGGUCCAUGUCAGAUGUUUUUGUACACAAAAUAGGAAACAAGUUUUUCUCUGAACUCACUAAGAAAUAUAAUGAUCAACAUUAACAUGUUCUUAUUUUUUCUGGUAGUAUUUUUUUUUUAGUUGUAAAUCUUCUAAAUUAAUACAUGUAACUCGUUACAGAAGCAGAGAUACUGAACUAGUUAAUUUAACAAAUGAUUCCUUUAAAGGGGUCAUGAAAAGCUAUUUUAUUAUGUUCCCUGAGGUCCACUGAUAAUGUUAGUAAAGUUUUUUAGCACUGAAACAGUGAUCAUUUAGUAAUACAGUAUGUGAUCAUUUUCCACCCUGUUUCUGGUCCUCUGUCUCAAACGCUCAGUUUUGGCCUCAGCAUCUCCUUUAAACUUCAGUGUGAACACCCACUGUUCUGAUUGGCUAACAUCGUGUAGCCCUUCAAAUACAGCCAAAUUUGAAACUCAAUCGGAAGAGAAUAAACAAGCUCUCCACAACAUUAUAAAACUAAAUUUCAGGGUUUACACAUAAUGCACAUCUAACAUAUUGCAUCCGAAUAUGUUAAACUGUUCACUCAAGCAUAUCAGCACCAUAACUAUCAAACAGUCAUAUGAAAUAUUCAUGAAUUAAACUGUUUACUUACUGUUUUAUGAUCGGGUCCAGUAGUGUUUUUAACUGCCCCAUCCUUCAAUAACAGUUCCUUUGCAAAGCUUGAAUCAUAUUAUGACUGGUUCACAAGCAGUCCACGCACAUACAUAGUCCACAGCAUGAUGAAUAGACGCACAUACAUAGGUGCACUGAGGCGCAGAUCGCCGGAAACACAUCCAAAUGAUCAAAGAUGCCCAGCUAGUCCAUGUUUACACCAAUGAUUAACACUAGCGCAGAUGGGCGAAAGAACAGUAUGUUGAAAAGUUUGUGUGCAGUACAGCAAGAGGCAGAAAUGUACCUUGACACUGCAUCUCUUAAAAGCAGCGCAAUAAAAAUGACAAUGGUAAAAGACUGUCUAAUGCAUGUCAUAUAUAAAAUAAAUAAAUAAAUAAAAUAAAAAUAGUCCAGAUGGGUCCCCUUUGGUGUUCAGGAAUAGUUGGUCACACUAGGCCUCUCUCUAUCUCUCUCUGUUUACAAUAUGAACUGAACGCCAGUGGGCGGGGCCAAUGGUGCGAUGACAUGUUGUGAGCCGUGUAAAUACAACUGAGCAAUGUUUCGUGAUGUCACGAACGCAGUUUUUAAAACCAGACAUUUCAAAUGUGUGGGAACUAUAAAUGCUCUUUUUAGACUGGGGAAGCUUUGAGUUCUGAAAAUUACAGUGUUUUUAUAGUACAUUUACCACUUACAUGUCUAAAUAUCAAGGAAAAUUAGAUUUUACAUUUCAUGACCCCUUUAAAUUUCAUGACAUUUUGGUUCUGUCGUUUUUAAAAGUAGAAAAUCUGAGGUUAAAUUUAAAUCAUAAUGAGCAGUAAAAACGUAUGGAUGGAAGACAUAAAAAACAAUACUAUAAAUAAUUACUGUAUAAAUCUAAUUCACAGCAAACAGAACCAAAAUCACUGAUGUUUAAUGGAAACUUGUGUCAUGCUGUGAAUGAGAUCUGGAUAUCUGUCAGAAAAUAUUCAUGAUCGUCUGAAGAGAGAGAUUUGAAGCUGUUGAUGGUAAAUUAUAGAUGUAAUAUGAUGAAGCAGACACAGUUUAAAACUGACAAAUAUUGAAAAGAUCUUUAUUCACUUUGGACGUGUUCUGAGAAGUGUCCUCAAAAUACCACAAGAUAAAACCAACAUCUCGACAAGAGAAUCAACAGAGCAUGAACAGAUGAUGAGAAUCACAAGAAACAUGCUCCACCUCACUUCCUGUCCAUCAAACACUGCAGGGAAAAUGUGAGUGAACACCUCCUGAAAUCUGAGAUGAUAGUUUAAAACAAGUCUUGACAUAUAUAAUCCAUUAGUGAUGUUGUUUAAUGUUGUGUGUGUUGAUGUUCAUGACAGAUGAAGAUCAAGAGCUGUUCAUGAAAUACACAUCAAAGGCUUCAAUUAAGAGUUAUUACACCUCAUUAAAGAUUUGUCUUUUACAUGUUUGGUCAUUAACUGAUUGAGUUUUAGCAUUUUGCUCUCAUUUGUGUAAAUCAACACAAAGUCCCCAAUUGUAUAGCUAAAUUGUGUAAUAUUAGAAUAAUGUGCUGCAUAAAAUGAUGAAUUGCUAAUAGACACAUCACACAGGUGCGGUUCAGUUUGAUCUUCAGGUGCGCGGCUUCAUUAUGCACAGAUGAAAAGAGCUUUUGGAGAAAGACAGACUGCUGAUGGUUUAUUAUGGAAGUGUUUUCAAAGUCACUUACAGAGAAAGUGCAAUAAAUCAUUUACUAAUGUCAGUCCAUAGAUAAUAAUCACACUAAAUCCAGAUCAUCUGUCUGAUCUACAGGUCAAUCAGACCACCAUCAGUAUCAUGUGAGGUGAGGAAGAUUUCACCGUUCUUCAUGAAUACAGAUCCAUAAUGAACUGAAGCGUUUGGUUUAGGUGUUUUUCAACUGCUGGUACCAGAGAGAUUGUAAGAUCAUGAAGAUGAGAGCUGGAGCGACUCAAAACACCACAAGAACCUGAGCUUUAUGGACAGAUUGAUCUCUUUAACAGACAGCAAUGAGACUAAAUGGAGACAUUUGCUUCUCAGAUAUUUCUCCAGAUCAAAAGACUCCAGUGAUCUCGCAUGUGUCUCCUUUAGAGUUUCACAAGAGAUUUCAACAAUGUUUCAAACUGUGCUCAGAUUGAUAGGAACAAGGAGGAAUUUUAGGAGAAACAUCUGAGACAUCUCGAGCAAUGAAAGAGCAACAU
Molecule: messenger RNA, 4388 nt
Organism: Myxocyprinus asiaticus (Chinese sucker)
Lineage: Eukaryota; Metazoa; Chordata; Actinopteri; Cypriniformes; Catostomidae
Gene: dnajc30b
Product: DnaJ (Hsp40) homolog, subfamily C, member 30b
Exons: 1
Coding region: 14-856 (280 amino acids)
Source: RefSeq, a predicted model, not a curated record